AUGGCCGGCCUCCGCCCGACGGCGGCCGCGACCGCACGAUGCCUCUUCGCGAGGCAGACGGCCACGCCGCGAACCUUCAGCACAACGGCGGCCGCGGCGCGCCAGACGCCGACGCACCUCAAGGUGGACCGGGAGGCGGUGCCGGACUACCCGUACGGCGAGUUCCGGUGGUACAAGCAGCGCAACAGCGGGCUGUACGGGACGGCCAAGAUCCGGUACGGCAACACGGUGUCGCAGCCGCGGCAGAUCAAGACGCGCACGCAGUGGCGCCCGAACCGGCACACCAAGCGCCUGUGGUCGCCCUCGCUCGGCAUGUUCAUCCGCACCCGCCUGACCGCCCACGUGCUCAAGACCAUCGACCGCCUCGGCGGCAUCGACGCCUACCUGCUCGGCACCAAGGCCCGCCGCAUCAAGGAGCUCGGCCCCGCCGGCUGGCGCCUGCGCUGGAAGGUCAUGCAGAGCCCCGCCGUGCAGGAGCGCUGGGCCCGCGAGCGCGAGGCCCUGGGCCUGCCGCCCAAGGACAGCUCGGCCGCGGCCCUGGAGGAGAUUGCGGCCCUCGAGGGAGCCCCGAGCGCCGAGGACAUGCGCGAGAUCGACGCCAUGCUGGAGCGUGGGGACGAGUUCGUCAUCGGCGAGGAGGAGGUCGUGGAGGAGCGGUUCAUGGCCGAGGAGCCGGCCUCUGCGGUGGAGGAGGCCCGGGAGGCGGCGCAGGAGGUGUUGGACGAGGUCAAGCAGGAGGGCGAGGUCAAGCGGAAGACGCCGUGA
Neoarthrinium moseri is the source of this 765-nucleotide messenger RNA. RefSeq lists its product as uncharacterized. The transcript has a single exon. Gene Ontology annotation, cellular component: mitochondrial large ribosomal subunit. Gene Ontology annotation, molecular function: structural constituent of ribosome. NCBI's taxonomy places the organism in Eukaryota, Fungi, Ascomycota, Sordariomycetes, Amphisphaeriales, Apiosporaceae. The coding region runs from base 1 to 765 and encodes 254 amino acids. The record is from RefSeq and is a predicted model, not a curated record.